This is a messenger RNA of Lodderomyces elongisporus, 891 nucleotides long. RefSeq lists its product as uncharacterized. NCBI's taxonomy places the organism in Eukaryota, Fungi, Ascomycota, Pichiomycetes, Serinales, Debaryomycetaceae. The record is from RefSeq and is a predicted model, not a curated record. The transcript has a single exon. The coding region runs from base 1 to 891 and encodes 296 amino acids.
AUGAAACCAACAUUAAUUGUCUCGCUACUAGUAAUACCACUCAAUUCCUUGUUUAUUUAUGCUCUUUCUGACCAAUCGCAAUCGUGCAUCACAGAUUUGCAAAUACCCUUCACUGGCUACAAAGUGGAGUAUCAACUUCAUUUAAGAGAAUUGUCUGGUAGCUACCACUUACUAUACUGCAACGAUAAUAAACUUAUCAAUGACAUUUGGUUAAACGACAGUAUACCUUGGGCAAAACCUAUACCUUUCUAUACAAAAGACGCGAUUGGAAAUAGCUUGAUUUUGGCGCGGCAAAGGGCUUUUGCAUUGAGAACUGUUCCUAUAUUUUUGCCAAAUACAUUGGUUGGAGCAAUGUACUAUGUAGAUGCUGCAAAGACUAAGCAAAAGAGUGCGUUAUCAAAAGAGUCAAUUUUAUUGUCACUGUCAAAUAACGGGUUCAAGACCAUGCCACUAUUAGCAGCGAAUAUUUUGCAUAAUUGGUGUGAAGUAAAUUAUCGUUUUCAGUUCAUUUAUCAUAUUCCCAUCUUGACUACCCCUACCCUUGAUUCAAGGAGAUAUAAUCAUCGUGCUUUGGACGGAGAUGAAAGGAGCGAUUGGAAUAAAUAUAUCUCGAUACUGGAGAGUUAUGGUUUAAGUAAAGAUCCUCUAGUGUCUGUUAAGUGCGAUUUUGACUUGGUGGAGAAUACUAUGAAUUCAAUAACUGCUGGUUGCAAAAGCUUUAUCGAUAAAUUUAGAUACAAAGAAGUUGUUAGGCGGGAUACAAGUCAGCUAUGGUGGAAGUUUAUUUUAAUUUCAAAGACAAUAGGGUUGAAGAUGUCCAAAAAGAUGAUUGUAAAGAUUGAAAAGUUAUUGAGACAAGCCGAAAAUGUAGAGUCCAGUGCCGCAUACUAA